CCCAAGACCGCCUGCAUUAGUCUCUGCACCGGAGCCAGCGCCGCGACCCGGAAGACUCAAGCCAGCUGAGUGAUCAUGGCAACAACUCCCAUGGUGGCUUUUGAGGCCCUUCUAAAUGGAGUGACAAGCUGGAAUGUCCCUGAAGGCCCCAUCCCGUGUGAACUGCUUCUCAUUGGAGAGGCUGCCUUCCCAGUGUUGGUGAAUAAGAGGGGCCAGGUCCUCAUUGCUGCGUCCUCCUAUGGCCGAGGCCGCCUGGUGGUGGUGUCCCAUGAGGGCUACCUGCUGGAUGCUGGCUUAGCUCCAUUUCUUCUCAAUGCAGUGAACUGGCUCCGUCCCUCUCCUGGGGCUCCCGUGGGAGUGCACACCUCCCUGGAACCACUAGUUACCAUCCUGCGGGGUUCUGGGAUUGAGGCACAGGUUCAGCCAGAACUGGGAGACCGCUCAGGGGUGUACUGCAUCAAUGCCUACAAUGAAACCUUGACUACAGAGCUGGUCCAGUUUGUGAAACGUGGUGGGGGCUUGCUCAUUGGGGGCCAGGCCUGGUACUGGGCCAGUCAGCACGGCUGUGACAAGGUGCUAUCCAGGUUCCCUGGGAACCUGGCGACCAGUGUGGCUGGAGUGUACUUCACCGACACCUAUGGGGACAGAGGCCCAUUCAAAGUCUCUAGGAAGGUGCCCAAGAUCCCACUCCAGGUCAGGUGAGUAAUAUGUCCCUCAGGGAGUCUUUCCCAAUGACCCUAUUGAAAUGAGGAUUAACUUUCCAUUCCCUUUGCCACAGUGUCUCCAUUAUUCCCUAAAGAUCA
This is a messenger RNA of Myotis davidii, 803 nucleotides long. RefSeq names its product TRPM8 channel-associated factor 2. The transcript has 2 exons. The record is from RefSeq and is a predicted model, not a curated record. Bases 76 to 702 code for a protein of 208 amino acids. Lineage: Eukaryota; Metazoa; Chordata; Mammalia; Chiroptera; Vespertilionidae.